Molecule: messenger RNA, 378 nt
Organism: Adineta ricciae
Lineage: Eukaryota; Metazoa; Rotifera; Eurotatoria; Adinetida; Adinetidae
Source: the annotation of a GenBank genome assembly
AUGUUUGAUCAAGAGCUACGUUCUGAUUCAGAUUUUUGGAAACUUGUGAAAGAAAAAGAAAUCAUCGAUAAAGAAGAUUUACCAGUACCGAUUCCAUAUUUAAGCGAUAACAUUAACAAUGAUAGUGAAGAUAAUGAUGAUUUAAUUAAUGCUGAUGUUGCUGCCAGUUCAUCAAUUAAUCAUUCACCUACAGAGCCAGCAUCCAGUGCUUCAUCUGAAGAAACAUCAGAAACACGACAUGAUCGCAUACGAAGAGUGGCUACCCGCAAUUAUUCGAAUUUUGCAGAUAAAAAAAUGAAGCGCUUUCAAAACAGUACGGCUAGCGAAGUCGAAAAUUUUAGUUCAAAUGAUUGUGUGGGCGUGAAGAUUCAGUGUUAA